Molecule: messenger RNA, 1950 nt
Organism: Bathycoccus prasinos
Lineage: Eukaryota; Viridiplantae; Chlorophyta; Mamiellophyceae; Mamiellales; Bathycoccaceae
Gene: RARS
Product: arginyl-tRNA synthetase
Exons: 1
Coding region: 1-1950 (649 amino acids)
Biological process (GO): arginyl-tRNA aminoacylation
Cellular component (GO): cytoplasm
Molecular function (GO): arginine-tRNA ligase activity; ATP binding
Source: RefSeq, a predicted model, not a curated record
AUGGCGCAUCGAUUACAAACACGAGCUUUGAGGAUUGCAGGGGUAGCUCCAAUUAAAUACAAUGUUUCCCUUCAAAACUAUUCGAGAAUGAGAGGUCGAACCUUCAAUAAAAAGACGGUCCGGUUACAUUCUGAUUCGAUUAAAAGCGUCCAGUCUGUAGAGAGCCUGAGUGAAAGGAAGUCAGCUUUAUUCAAGUUUGAAGAAGAUAAUUUGAAAGCCUCGUUAAAAUCUCUUUUCACACAGGCUGUUCAAGCCGCAUAUCCUGAGAAUUUUAAGGAGGUAUCGCUAAAUGAAUGCGCGAACUCGGGUCUUGGAGACUAUCAAUUUAAUGAUGCCAUGCAUUUAUUUUCUGUUGUGCGUGAAGUCGGAGGAUGCGAUGUUAAAAGUCCUCGAGAAGUUGCUCAAAAUAUUAUCAACAUGCUACCCGUGAACCCCUUCUUUGAGAACCCUAGUAUAGCUGGACCUGGCUUCAUCAAUGUCAAAAUUUCAGACUCAUACAUUUCUUCAAAAAUCCUGCAAAACUUCAAUAUUUGUGAGCCACGAGAGCGACGAGUAAACACUGCUGAAAAUGUAAACUAUCCUCGCGUUAUUGUUGAUUUCUCAUCUCCUAAUAUAGCAAAGGAAAUGCAUGUGGGACAUCUUAGAAGUACUAUCAUCGGUGAUUCUAUAUGUCGAAUGCUAGAAUAUAAAAAUAUUGAAACUUUACGCUUAAAUCAUGUUGGAGAUUGGGGUACCCAGUUUGGAAUGUUGAUAGAAUAUUUAAAUGAUGAACACGAUGAUUUUGUUGAUACUAUUGGGGAUCUUCAGUCGUGCUAUAAGCUUGCAAAGAAACGAUUUGACGAGGAUACUGAAUUUAAGAUUCGUUCUCAGGCAGCUGUUGUGAAGUUGCAAGCUGGCGACCCAAAAAUGUUAGAAAUAUGGGAAAAUGUGUGUCAAACGAGUAGGAAUGAAUUUGAAACUAUAUACGAAGCUUUAAAUGUGAGAAUCUCGGAAAGAGGUGAAAGUUUUUACAACUUAAUGAUAUCAGGCAUACUCGAAGAAUUAGAACAGAAGAAUAUAGCUGUGAAGAGUGAAGGUGCUUUGUGUAUAUUCAGCAGUUUUGAAGGAACACCUCUUAUAUGCAGAAAGAGCGAUGGUGGUUAUAAUUAUGCAUCUACGGACCUUGCGGCAAUAAAUCAUAGAAUCAAGUACGAAAAGGCGGACUGGGUAAUUUACGUAACGGAUAGUGGCCAGAAAAAACACUUUGCAGGUAUUUUUGAUGCAACGGAGCGAGCCGGUUGGCUCGAAAGAUGUGAAAAGUCAGAUGUUCGUUUGAGUCAUGUUGGUUUUGGAUUGGUGAUGGGGGAAGAUGGUAAAAGAUUCCGCACUCGUUCUGGUGAGGUCAUACGUCUGAAGGAGCUCCUAAGUGAAGCUGAGUCACGAUGCUACGAUGAGUUGAAGAAUAGGGGCACAUCUGGACUUAGCGAGAUAGAAAUGAAACAGACUGCAAGAAAACUGGGUAUAGGUGCGAUAAAAUACGCUGAUCUCCAAAACAAUCUGUCCACAAAUUAUGUAUUUUCCUUCGAUAGAAUGCUGGAUCUGAAAGGUAACACUGCCAUAUAUUUGCAAUAUGCACAUGUCCGAGUUAGUGCGGUACUGGACAAAACGCAGAUAGAUGUACAGAACGUCACACCCCAAGAAUUUCGUUUUAAAGCGAAAGAAGAGAGGGCGCUAGCUUUGCACAUUCUUAAGUUUGCUGAGUCACUUGAUUCAUCUCUACAGGAUUUGAUGCCUUCUCGAAUCUGUGAUUAUCUAUAUACGCUAUCCAGUCUAUUCAAUGACUUUUAUGGUUCUUGUAAAGUGAUAGGUGAUGAUAAUGAGGAAAGCCGAAUAAUUCUUUGCCAUGCAACUGCAUCCGUGAUGCGCAGAUGCUUCUUCAUCUUGGGAAUAGAUCCAGUUUACAAACUUUGA